AUGAAAUUCUCUAAUUUAUCUAAGAGAAUUAUAUGUAAUGCUUUAAGUUGUAUUUAAAGCAUCACUUCAAAUAUAGAAGAAUGGAAAUGUUAUUCAUAUCUAAGAUAGAGAUAUUUGAAUAAUAAUGAAAGGAUUGCAAUAUAUUAGAAUGAAAAAUUGUAUAUUAAUACAGAACCCUAAUCUGAAUUAGUUGAUAAUUCAAUAGAAUAGCAAAAUGAAUUUUCAUUAUUUUCAGAUUUAAGCGAAUAAUAAGACUAAUCUUCCAUUUAUCUAUGUAUAAUGAUAACAAAUGGAAAUUCAAGAUAAGAACUUCAAGCAUAUUUUCAUUAGGAUUCAUCUCUUGAAGAAAUAGCUUAGUUUGUUUUAAAAUAUUGCCAAUUAACUGAAAAUGUGUAUAAAUUAAGAUUAUAAUAUAGGAAUCCUCCUUUUGUUUCCAUUAAAAUAUACAAUUAAGCAUAUAAUGAUGUAAUUAAAAGGAGUAAAUCAUUGUCCUAAUUAUCAAUUAAAAAUAAUAGCAUAAUUGAUGCAAUAAUAAGUUAAUAAACUAAUAAAUCAAGAUGA
Paramecium primaurelia is the source of this 561-nucleotide messenger RNA. The record is from the annotation of a GenBank genome assembly. NCBI's taxonomy places the organism in Eukaryota, Ciliophora, Oligohymenophorea, Peniculida, Parameciidae.